Molecule: messenger RNA, 1279 nt
Organism: Schistocerca gregaria
Lineage: Eukaryota; Metazoa; Arthropoda; Insecta; Orthoptera; Acrididae
Exons: 3
Coding region: 1-453 (150 amino acids)
Source: RefSeq, a predicted model, not a curated record
AUGCGCCAGAGACCGCGAACUGGGUCAGCGACGCGAGCGCCGCCGGCAGCGCGCGGCAGCCGCCGCAACCGCGGCCGCCGCGGAGGCUCUGCGGCAAGACGCGCGGCAGUUGUCAGCGGGCCGCCGACAGCUGACGGCGCACAGCAGCUCCGCUCCCCGGCCACACCGCGCUCACUCCGCACGCGCAGGAUCUGUACGCCACUUGACCUGUACCUCCCCCUUCAGAUCGUCUUCCUCUCGGACUCUUUCGCCUUCCAGUUUACAUUGGCAGACUCCAGCAACAUGUUGGACGCGCAGUCGCAACUGAAGGCGCACGCGCAAACGGCUCGCAGCUGGUGGCGGCGUUCCACGCAUGCGCGGAAUCCGGGGGCGCAUGCGCGUGGCGGCGCUGUCAGCGGCAGCUGGUGGCGCGUGUGGAGGCUGGCCGACGCGCUGCUUCACAACGGCUGCUGACUCCUCAGCAGUCAGCAGCCAGCCACCGCAGCCGCCACAGUCUCAGGGCAACCUGUCAGCUCCGCGCCUCCCUCAGCUAAAUAGCCACUCUUCCUACUUUCUCUCCUCGCCAGCGUCGCGAGUAUCGCCGCUGGCUAGACGGAAACGUACUGUAGUCCGGGAAGUCCAGUCCACUUUCAUCCUUUGUUACCGACACAGUUCUGCCUUUCAACAUUGUACUGCUCUCGGAUUACAAUCCGAGAGAAACUGGAGAUUAUUGACAAAUAAGUAUUCAUAGGACAUUAGCUUGAACAGGCUGCGAUUAAAACGGUAUACUCUCUCAUAGUUCAGUUCAUAGAGAGAGAGACACUAAACUAUUUGCCUCUAAGGCAGUAAUAUCACUCUAAUUAAAUAACUUAAAUGAAAUCAAAUUUUAAAAUAUAGCUCUCCUGUUAGCUAUAACUAAAUUGCCGUUUAGUCAAAGGCAAAAGAAUGCCGUAACUAAUUCUUCCAUAUAGUUUUGUCGAGAGUUACGAAAGGCCUCGUGGAAUUUUUUAGAAAAAAGUAUUUCAUUCUUUUUCGUAUUCACUAUUGUCGGCCUUUCGCAGUGAGUUUUCUUAGUAGUAUAAUUUUUUGAAAAGAGAGAAAGAAUUCACUUGUUCCAGAGGGCAAUACUUGUAACAUUGUGAUAGAUUUAUUGUAAGAUAUACAGCAGAUCUAUAUGUAAAUAAUACAGAUGUUAGAUUAUUUUAGCUUUUUAAAAUUAGCACAUUAUAAUGUUAUAUAAUAUUGUACGUUAUUAUGUAUUGAAGUUUGAUUAACAUUAAAACAUUAUUUCUUUUCAGUA